Molecule: messenger RNA, 1758 nt
Organism: Magallana angulata
Lineage: Eukaryota; Metazoa; Mollusca; Bivalvia; Ostreida; Ostreidae
Exons: 2
Coding region: 125-1294 (389 amino acids)
Biological process (GO): double-strand break repair via homologous recombination; telomere maintenance
Cellular component (GO): cytoplasm; nucleus; nucleoplasm
Molecular function (GO): ATP binding; 3'-5' DNA helicase activity; nucleic acid binding
Source: RefSeq, a predicted model, not a curated record
UGCAAAUUUCCGGUCACAGGUGGCGCCGUCUGAACUUUGCUUGAAAAGAACGAUAAUUCUGAUCGCAGAGAUUAGCCAAUAGAAAAAAAGCUUUUAUAUCCGUUUCGGUAGCAAAAGAUAUACAAUGGCCACCUCCGCCGAGAUUAUUCGGACCAAACUUGGAAUCGAAAAAUUAACCGAUUUCCAACAACAAGCCAUAAAUGAUUUGUCUGAAAAACGUGAUGUGUUUGUGGGGACUAAAACUGGAAGUGGCAAAACAGUAAUAUAUGAAGGCAUCGGCAUAUUAAACGAAAGUGUGACAGUAGUGUUAGCACCACUCCAAAGCAUAUUGGAGGAGCAGGUUGAAAGAUUGAACAAGCUAAAUAUCUCUGCUAUAUACAUAAAAAGUUCCCAAAUGCAUGUAAACGAUGUCAUUGCUGGGAAAUACACGUUUAUAUAUCGGAGUCCGGAAAUUCUUAUUGACACUAUAAAGUGGAGAGAGUUGUUUCGGCACCCUUUAUUCGCCAGAAAACUGGGCUUAAUUGUCGUCGACGAAGCUCACACCAUUUUGCAGUGGGGAGAGAGUCAUAAUGAAGAGGAGCCUUUUAGGGAGUGCUUUUCUAGAGUUGGAGAACUACGCUCUUUGUGCCCAGCAACUCCAGUUCUUGCAUUAACCGCAACAGCCAGUCCCACUAACCGACGCAAAAUUAUGAAAAGUCUCUGUUUUAAAAUGAAUCCUUGUGUGAUAGUGGACAGUCCAGACAGAAAUAACAUUAACAUAUCUGUAAAAAAAGUCAAAAACAAUUCUGAAGUGGAGGACAGUUUAGAUUUUAAAUUUAGUGGUCUGAAAAAUAAAGGUAAAGACUUCCCAAAGCAUCUAAUUUUUUGCAAUACAAUUAAAGAAUGUUCCAUUGUUUACUGUGCCCUGGUUCAAGAAUUUGGAUCGACAACUUCAUUAGUUAAUAUGUAUCACAGUAAAACUCCUGACGAUGUGAAGAAAUUCAUCCGAAAAGACAUGGAAGCAGAAAAUGGAAGCAUUCGUGUCUUAGUAAGCACAAGUUCUGCAGGAAUGGGUGUAAAUUUUAAAGAUUUACAGAACAUUGUACAUUUUAGCCCUCCGCAGGACAUGGACACAUUUAUUCAACAAAUGGGACGGGCUGGAAGAGACGGGAAGUUUUCUCAAGAACUUAUCUUAUAUAAAAGUCAUAAAAAUCAAAUGAAAAAUCUUGAUCAUGAAAUGAUGAAGCUUAUUACCACCGAUUCAGAUUGUCGGAGAGAAAUAAUUGCUGAAUGUUAUUUAACAAAAAAACCCUAGAAACUGUAACUGAUCAUAAUUGCUGUGAUAUUUGUGAAACCAAAUGCAAUGAUAUUGAAUGUCCUCGCAUACAUCCAGCAUUUUCCACUAUGGACGUUUCAGUGACUCAGGAGCAGAUAAGGACCAGAAAUGUUUCUGUUGAGGACGAAAAACUUUUGAAACAUUAGCUAAAAUUACUUAAGGAAUCACAAGACCAAAAUUCGUCAUCUUUCAUAACAGACUUUGAGAGAAUUUCUUUAUCAGCUAUAGAAAACAUCAUCAAUAAUGCAAGCACAUUAUUCACUGUUGAUGACAUUUUGCGCUAUGUUUGGUCAUAUAGCAUGGCAAAAAAUGUUCAUGGAAUUAUUUGUGAUGUUUUUGAUGACAUGAUUAUGAUAGAAGACUCAAGCUCAGAUUCUGAUUAAAUUUGUUUAAUGAACGAUUUUUUAUUGUUCAUUUUACUCAUAAACGAAAUAAAAUUGGUA